Messenger RNA from Vigna radiata var. radiata (mung bean), 1065 nucleotides. RefSeq names its product protein MAIN-LIKE 1-like. The coding region runs from base 1 to 1065 and encodes 354 amino acids. The transcript is spliced from 2 exons. The record is from RefSeq and is a predicted model, not a curated record. Gene Ontology annotation, biological process: meristem maintenance; meristem development. NCBI's taxonomy places the organism in Eukaryota, Viridiplantae, Streptophyta, Magnoliopsida, Fabales, Fabaceae.
AUGGUAAGAACANGAGGUGCAUCUUUUAGUUCUCGUGGGGAGAGUUCUCGAGGAGAGAGUUCUCGACAACAAAGUUCUCGAGGAGAGGGUUCUGCACAAGGUUUAGNUAGGAGACGACCUACAGCUUCGGCACGGAGAGGGUGGGCAGCUCCUAUUCAGGAUGACCCUAUCGUUGAGGAUCAAGCAUUUGAGGAGGAGGCAUAUCAGGCCUACGAGGGUCCUGUUCAGGAGGAGGCAUUUGAGGCCUCUGAUGACGAUUAUGAGGAGGAGGAACAUGAUGUUCCUGGCAUACAAGAGGAGGAUGUCGGUGGAUUUCCUGGAGGUCCACGUGAUGCUUCUUUACUGACGCACUAUGUUCAGCAUGUUGUGUAUGGUAUUUCACAGGGCCGGGAUCGAGGGGAUAUGCUCAAGUUGAUCUCGCAUGGUAUAAAAGUUAAUAAAUUAGGACCGUGCGCCGAGGGAAUUCAACACAUUGUGUUGAAUUCCUCUUUGAUGCCUCUCACACAGAUCUGCUACGAUUACAUUGAUAAGGGCUUGUUGCUCGGAUUCAUAGAGAGGUGGCACUUUGAGACGAGUAGUUUCCAUCUCCCUGUAGGGGAGAUGACGAUCACGCUUGAUGAUGUAUCCACCUUACUUCAUCUCCUGGUGCUAGGACAAUUAUGUGAUUUGGAGGAGUUGGAGUUUGAGGAGGCUCGUACAGCCCUCGUAGACCUGCUCGGCGUUGAUGGUGGCACAGCUGGUGCUNAGAUGGAGGAUGCACGUGGUACUAAAGUAAGACUCAGCUGGCUGAGAGACAUAUAUGUUCAGAGGUGUCGGUCACAGGAUUGGGACUAUGCUGCCAGAGCAUAUCUGCUNCAUCUAGUAGGAUGCACCAUUUUUGCAAAUAAAAGUGCCAGUUCUAUACGCGUGUCUUACCUACUAUUAUUUAGAGACGUACACGCGUGUGGCAGAUAUGCUUGGGGCGUUGCUNCACUCGCCCAUUUGUACGAGCANCUUGGGGAUGCCAGUCUGGCUUCCACGAAGCAGAUGGNUGGAUAUUUGACUCUUUUUCAGGUACAAACAUAA